Messenger RNA from Rhinolophus ferrumequinum (greater horseshoe bat), 1477 nucleotides. RefSeq names its product Friend virus susceptibility protein 1. Lineage: Eukaryota; Metazoa; Chordata; Mammalia; Chiroptera; Rhinolophidae. The transcript has 4 exons. The record is from RefSeq and is a predicted model, not a curated record. Bases 205 to 1074 code for a protein of 289 amino acids.
AUAGAUGUCUCGGGGCGGAGCCCGGACUGGCAGAGGGCGGGCCUUGCGAGCGGCGCGCGGUAUAAAAUAGGACGCGAGGCAACCCGCGCAAGCUUUGGCGGGAGUAAGGGUUUGGUGUCUCUUCAAGCCAACGGGCCACCACUACCACCCCAUCUUGGUGGAGCCUCCACGGUCAGCAGCCCCAUCCCUCGGGCAGCCGUCACCAUGGCCGAGAGGGCGCUGGCGCUCAACCCGAUGGGGCGGGGGGACCGCUACUACACGUACACCGAGCUCCUGGCCGUCUCGCGGCGCUUCAAGCAGAACCCCAGCGAGCUCAUGAUCACCUGGAUCCUGCGGGUGUAUGACCAGGGGGGCUCGGCGCUGGCCCUGAAUUCUGGGGAGCUGGCGCUGCUGGGCGACCUGACGGGCGACGCUAUCUUCAACUACCACUGCAAGGGCCUGCGGGGCGGCUGCAAGACACUGCUCAGCUGGCUGCUGCUGGCCUGGCGCCAGCGCUGGGAGUCGUUCGUGCACUUCGAGGCCACUGAGCUGCCUUUCCGGCCCUGGACCACCAUGGAGGAGGGCAUCCGGCUGGUGCGCGAGCUGGGCAUGCUCGAGUGGAUCUACCGCGAGCCGGCCUCGCCCCCCGUGCCGGAGCAGGCGCCCUUGCCGGCGCCGGAGGACAUGCCCUUCACGCAGGGCCUGCAGCGGCGCCUGCUCACGGCGGCGCCCUCCGAGCUGCGGCUGUCGCUGGUCAGCCUGCUGGUCAAAGGCAUGACGGUGCUGGAGGCGGUGAUCGAGAUCCAGACCAUUGCCGACGUCGGCCUGCUCUGGCGCCACAGCCAGCCAGGCCGUGCCAAGCUCAUGCUGGGGCCCAAUCCCACGCGCAAGGACCUCCUGGGCUGGCUCCUGAGCCACGGCGUGCCCAAGGAGAGGGUGGACAAGCAGCCCACCAAGGUCCUCCUGGAGCUGUACAUCAAAGAGGCCAAGCGCAGCCGUUGCCACCCAGCCUACAUGCUGGGGGAGGAGCAGCCCCCGCCGCCCCCCUAUUCUGACCAGGCCUGUGGGGAGGAGCUGCCCGUGCACCACGACUAGGACCCCAGGAGCCGGGAGGAGGCUCGAAGCCCCUCCAGGGCAUCCGGCACCUGGCAGUGGAGAUGCAGAGCCGUGGGCCGACCGCCCCACGGGCGUCACCGGCCACUGCGGGCGGAGGGGCGCAAGCUAGCUGGUACCCGGCAGCGCCUUAGAGCUCCCCCAAGCACAUGGCCUGUUAGGUUUCAGUCUGUUACAUUUCAGCCCCAUUGGCAUGGUGGGGUCGGCACCCACCCCCUGUGCCCCACAGGCCCCCAAAGCACUACAGGCCAAGUGGGGAGACCCCCUGCACGGCCCUCAACAUGAAAGCAUCUGGAAGUCUGUGCCCUUUUUCUGAAGGUUUUUUAAAAAAUGCAAUGUUUUUACUUAAGGCUUCAAGUACAUACAGCGCUUUUGUUUUAGGGAU